UUGCACUUUAAGGAAGGUAGUUUAAGGUCUUCCCAAGAGGAAGAUCCUGCGGUUGUGGAGGCCUGCGUUCGCGCGGCCUCUCCUAUUUCCCUUUGUUCAAUUGUUUUGUUUUCACGCCAAGAUGGUUCUGUUUAAGCCUAGUCAUCUUGGUGGCGUUCGCUAAAGCUCCCAUCGUAGUAGCGACAACGUCUUGUAUCAUCGGAGGCAUAUUAGUCACAAAAGUUCUUAAAAGCUAACUUUUGACUUUUGCAGAUCCAAUCUCCGCCACGAGUGGGAUUGUCUCGUAAUCACUUUAUUUUUUUUCUUUAAAGUAAUAACAUUUCGGUCACAUUGAUUAAAGUUAUAAAAUAAGAAUUUAAAAGCGUAAUCGCUCAACCACUCAAAGAAGAAGACAAACGCUAAACAAUUCUCACAGUGUAAUCUUUUCUUCUUUCGUUCUCCCUCAUCAUCAUCUUCUCCAGAAAGGAAAAAACAAAAAAGAUGUGGUUUUUUGGAUCAAAAGGAGCAUCUGGAUUCUCAUCUCGUUCCACUGCAGAAGAAGUCACACUUGGUGUUGAUGGGACUGGUCUCACUGCCAUAGUCACAGGAGCAUCAAGUGGUAUAGGUGUAGAAACCGCACGUGUUCUUGCACUGCGUGGUGUGCAUGUGGUUAUGGCAGUGAGGAACACUGGCUCUGGUGCUAAAGUUAAGGAAGAUAUUGUCAAUCAAGUCCCUGGUGCUAAACUCGAUGUCAUGGAGUUAGAUCUCAGCUCAAUGGACUCUGUCAGGAAAUUUGCAUCUGAGUACAAAUCUGCUGGUCUUCCACUCAACCUCUUGAUAAACAAUGCGGGGAUUAUGGCAUGUCCCUUUAUGCUCUCUAAAGACAACAUAGAGCUGCAACUCGCAACCAACCAUUUAGGUCAUUUUCUGCUGACCAAGCUUCUGCUAGAUACAAUGAAGACCACAUCACGUGAAAGCAAACGAGAAGGAAGGAUUGUUAACUUAUCAUCAGAUGCUCAUAGGUUCUCGUACCCUGGAGGAGUCCGCUUUGAUAAGAUCAACGACAAGUCAAGUUACAGUAGUAUGCGAGCGUAUGGACAGUCUAAACUCUGCAAUGUUUUACAUGCCAACGAGCUUGCAAAGCAACUGAAGGACGAUGGAGUCAAUAUAACAGCAAAUUCACUUCAUCCAGGAGCCAUUAUGACAAAUCUCGGGCGCUACUUCAACAGCUAUUUGGCUGGAGCUGUUGGUGUAGUGGCUAAAUAUAUGCUCAAGACUGUUCCACAGGGGGCGGCAACAACUUGCUAUGUGGCAUUGAAUCCUCAGGUUGCAGGAGUUACAGGGGAAUACUUCGCAGAUAGCAACAUUGCUAAACCAUUACCACUUGCCAAAGAUUCAGAACUGGCCAAGAAAGUUUGGGAUUUCAGCACUAAGCUUACCGGUUCUCAAUUAGGAGAAAGUAGUUCUUGAAAAGCAAAUAGAUGUUCAGUGAACCUUUACUACAGUGGCUUCUACAUUUCAUUGUCUCUAUUGAACUGAUACUUACUUUCAGCCUAUGUCACAAAUGAAAUAAAUGUAUAACAAAUCUAAAACAUUUCAAUUAUGCAAAAACAGAUGGUUUAGUUCUGGUUA
Molecule: messenger RNA, 1611 nt
Organism: Camelina sativa (false flax)
Lineage: Eukaryota; Viridiplantae; Streptophyta; Magnoliopsida; Brassicales; Brassicaceae
Product: short-chain dehydrogenase TIC 32, chloroplastic
Source: RefSeq, a predicted model, not a curated record